Molecule: messenger RNA, 7247 nt
Organism: Mesocricetus auratus (golden hamster)
Lineage: Eukaryota; Metazoa; Chordata; Mammalia; Rodentia; Cricetidae
Gene: Tbc1d32
Product: TBC1 domain family member 32
Exons: 33
Coding region: 279-4178 (1299 amino acids)
Biological process (GO): non-motile cilium assembly
Source: RefSeq, a predicted model, not a curated record
GAAGUGUCUGUCGUUCAGGUCGGAGGCCUGCCUGGGUUUUGCUGGUACUGCCGAAUGUCAGGCAUCAAACGCCGAUCUCAGCUGGCUCCUGGUCUCCAAGCCCAGAGCCUCGUUAUCCUGCACGAAGCCAGCCAGCCGCGGCCCCGCCCCCGGGCGCUGGAGGUGGUUUCCUAGGGAACGACGCUGCGCGCCGGCCGCGAUUGGACCAGGCCGCGCGUGCGCAGUGGUCUGUGUUGGUGGCGACCCGCCGUGGGUGCCGGGUUUGCUAGCUGCACAGGAUGGCCCAUUUCUCCAGCGACGAUGAGGUGAUGCUGCAGGCGAUGCUCAGGCAGCUGUUCCAGAGCGUGAAGGAGAAAAUCACCGGCGCUCCGUCCUUGGAGUGCGCAGAGGAGAUCCUCUUGCGGCUGGAGGAAACUGACGAAAAUUUCCACAACUAUGAAUUUGUGAAAUACCUUAGACAGCACAUAUGUAACACGCUGGGGUCUAUGAUUGAAGAAGAAAUGGAAAAAUGCACAUCUGAUCAGAACCAGGGAGAGGAAUCUGGUUAUGACACUGUUGUACAGCAUGUUACCAAGAGAACCCAGGAAUCCAAGGAGUACAAGGAAAUGAUGCACUCCCUGAAGAGCAUCAUGAUGGUGGUGGUAGAGUCGAUGAUGAACAAGUCUGAAGAGGAUGAGACGAGGAGUCAGGACCAGCAGCGGAAACUGCAGAAGGAGAAGCCAGGCAGCUGCUGCACAGACAAUUGCUCCGACAGCGACUCCUCCUUCAAUCAGAGUUACAAAUUUUGUCAAGGAAAACUACAGCUGAUUUUAGAUCAGUUGGACCCUGGGCAACCUAAAGAGGUGAGAUAUGAAGCCUUACAAACGCUGUGCUCAGCUCCUCCAUCUGAUGUUCUCAACUGUGAAAACUGGACCACUCUCUGUGAAAAACUGACCACAUCCCUGUCUGAUCCAGAUCCUAUGUUCACUGACCGGAUUUUAAAGUUCUAUGCACAGACUUUUACACUGUCACCGUUACACAUGACCAAGGAAAUUUAUACAAGUCUAGCUAAAUAUCUGGAGUUAUACUUUCUUUCUAGAGAAAAUCACAUUCCUACUCUUUCAGCUGGAGUAGAUAUAACCAGUCCUAAUGUGAUCCGCUUACUGAAAAAGGUUCGCCUUCUGAAUGAAUAUCAGAAAGAGGUUCCAUCUUUUUGGAUUCGUCACCCAGAGAAGUAUAUGGAAGAAAUUGUGGAGAGUACUUUGUCCCUGUUAUCAGUCAAACAUGAUCAAAGCCAUCUUGUCUCACAGAAGAUUUUGGAUCCCAUCUAUUUUUUUGCAUUAGUUGAUACUAAAGCUGUGUGGUUCAAAAAAUGGAUGCAUGCGUAUUACAGCAGAACUACAGUGUUAAGACUGCUUGAAAAGAAAUAUAAAUCUCUGAUAACUACAGCAGUUCAUCAGUGUGUUCAGUACUUGGAAUUGUGUGAGGCCAUGAAAGCUGAUGGAAUUUUGGGACAUUCAAAGCAUUGUGGAAACAAGCAAAAAAAUUUCUACUACUCAGGACAAGAGCUGCAAUAUAUUUAUUUCAUUCACUCACUGUGCCUUUUGGGGAGAUUGUUGAUCUAUACACAAGGCAGAAAAUUAUUUCCCAUAAAGCUGAAGAGUAGAAAAGAGUCCGUGUCUGUCACAAAUCUGCUGGUUUUGUUUACUCAACUCAUCUAUUAUUCACCAAGCUGUCCAAAGAUGACAUCAGUUGCAUAUUCAGAGAAUUAUUCUCCUGCAAGUAUGGUGACUGACAUCUUGCGGAUCCUCUGUGACCAGAAAGAGUGUGCUGUUGAGUGCUUAUACAACAGCACAGUGACAGAGGCACUUCUCCAGCCCAUUCACAACUUGAUGAAAGGAACUGCGGCUGCUCCAGAUUAUUCCGAAACAGCUUUAAUUCACAUAGCUGAUAUUUUGGCAAGAAUUGCUUCUGUGGAAGAAGGACUUAUUUUACUUCUUUACGGAGAAAAUAUGAACUCUUCUGAAGAAGUAAGCCCUACAGGUGCUCAUAUAAUAGCCAAGUUUUCAAAGAAACUUCUUGAUGAAGAUAUUUCUGUUUUCUCUGGAUCGGAACUGUUGCCUAUAGUUAAAGGAGCUUUUAUUUCUGUGUGUCGCCAAAUAUAUGGCACAUGUGAAGGCUUGCAGGCGCUGCUUCCUUAUGGUCUACACGAAUCUAUAGCAAGGGCAUGGAGGAAGACAAGCUUGCUAUCAGAAAGGAUCCCCACUCCAGUAGAGGGCUCUGACUCAGUUUCCUUAUUGAGCCAGGAAUCUCCCAACAUUGUGGCUUGGGAAGACAAUUUGCUGGAUGACUUACUCAACUUUGCUGCCACUCCCAAAGGGUUACUACUUCUUCAGAGAACAGGUGCCAUCAACGAAUGUGUGACGUUUAUGUUCAACCAGUAUGCAAAGAAACUACAGAUAAACAGGCAAAAGAAGUUUGACUAUGAAGUUUUGGUUGUACAGGUGGCAUCCACAGCAGCCGGGGCAGUAGCUCUACAAAAUUCAGGCUUCAUUAGUGCACUUAUAACUGAGUUAUGGUCCAAUCUUGAGUGUGGAAGAGAUGAUGUAAGGGUAACCCAUCCCAGAGCUACUCCAGUGGAUCCUAUUGACCGAAGCUGUCAAAAGUCUUUCCUCGCGCUGGUGAACCUGCUGUCCUACCCUGCUGUGUAUGAGCUAACAGGCAAUCAAGAACUUCCCAACAAGGCAGAAUAUUCUCUUCGUGAGGUUCCAACAUGUAUUAUUGAUGUAAUCGAUAGGCUUAUCAUUUUGAACUCUGAAGCUAAGAUUCGUUCUUUACUGAAUUAUGAGCAAUCACACAUCUUUGGUCUAAGGUUAUUAAGUGUGGUAUGCUGUGAUCUCAAUGCUCUUCUCUUAUUGGAGGCUCAGUAUCAAGUAUCCAACAUGUUACUACAUGCUCAGGAAGAAAAUACCUUCGAGUCCUCUGAGAACCACAGGGACUUUAUAAUUGACGGCCUGUCGGUAGAGAGAAAUCAUGUUCUUGUAAGGAUUAAUCUCAUUGGUGGGCCCUUGGAGCGGAUUUUGCCUCCAAGGAUGCUUGAGAAGGGGGAUGACCCAUAUCCUUGGCCAAUGUUUUCAUCAUAUCCGUUGCCACAUUGCUACCUUUCAGAAGUUCUACGAAGUACUGAUAUAAAGCAAGACAGUGAUAUUGGAAAGCUUUUAUCAUGCUUCAAAAUGUCUGAUAAACAAACUGAGUGGAUAGAAAACUGCCGAAGACAGUUUUGUAAGACAAUGAAGUCCCGGCCCGAUGCAGUCAGUGGAGGUGCUUUAGGAGAACUACUUGAAAAAUUUGUACUUCAUCUCACCGAAAAUCCCUCUGAAUGCUGCUUCCCUUCAGUGGAAUACACAGCUAAUGAUGCAAAUGUGAAGAAUGAAAGUCUCUCAUCUGUACAGCAACUUGGCAUUAAAAUGACUGUUAGGUAUGGCAAGUUUCUCAACUUGUUAAAAGAUGGUGCAGAAAAUGAUCUCGCCUUGGUCUUAAAACACUGCGAAAGAUUCCUGAAACAACAGCAGUCACCAGUAACUUCUUCUCUUCUGUGCCUGCAAGGGAACUACACAGGCCACGACUGGUUUGUGUCUUCUCUGUUCCUCAUAAUGCUGGGGGAUAGAGAGAAGACGUUCCAGUUUCUCCAGCAUUUCUCCAGGCUCCUGACCUCUGCUUUCCUUUGGGUACCAAGGCUGCACAUUUCUAAGUACCUUCCUGUUGAUACCAUUGAGACCGGCAUCCAUCCUGUAUAUUUUUGCAGCGCACACUACGUUGAAAUGCUACUGAAGGCCGAGGUGCCACUUGUGUUUUCAGCUUUCCACAUGUCUGGUUUUGCUCCAUCACAGAUUUGCCUACAGUGGAUAACUCAGUGCUUUUGGAAUUACUUAGAUUGGACAGAAAUAUGCCAUUAUAUUGCUACUUGUGUUGUCCUUGGUCCUGACUAUCAAGUGUAUGUCUGCAUAGCUAUUCUCAAACAUCUGCAGCGAGACAUUCUCCAGCACACCCAGACUCAAGAUCUGCAAGUCUUUCUCAAAGAAGAAGCACUGCGUGGGUUUCGAGUGAGCAGCUACUUUGAAUACAUGGAGACCUUGGAGCAAAACUACCGACCAGUGCUGCUAAGAGACAUGCGCAGCAUCAGAGUGCAGAGCACAUAGACCACGAGAGGUGCUCCAACUUAAUGUUUUAUUCAUUUUUAAGGUAGACAGGGCGACUUGAUUGUGUUCUGUCUACAUCGAUAACAUGUGCUUUUUGUGUCCAUGCAUUGUAAAUCAGUACUGAGAGGUUUUGAGCAGAAUAUAUUCGUGUUGCUGUUGGCGCAGUUCGUGCAAUGAAGUGAGUUCAUGUUUGCAAGUUCCGUGUUCUUUACAUUUUCAGGAGCAGUCCUAGAUUUUAGUUUUUAUUUAUGUUUGACUUACGAAAGGAUCAAAGACCUCAAUGUAAAACCUAAGAAUCUGAAACUACUAGCAGAAAACAUUUGAUCUGCAAUAGGUAAGCAGAGACAAAUUGCACCACAUACUUGUAAAGUAAAAGAAAAGGAAGACAGGAUACAAAUCGGGGAAAAUAGUCCCAAUUAUUCACAUGAUAAGGGGCUAAUAUUUAGAAUACAUGUUGAACCAAAUAAACUACGAAAUAAUAAAAGAACAAAAAGACUUUGGUCAACAAAGGGGCAAGGAAGUGAGCAGACAUGAAAACUGAGAAUGGAUCAAUAAAAACUCACUGCCUUUAUCCAUCAGGAAAAUGUCCAUCCAGACAACUUUAUGUCAGGUUACCUAGGUUAACUUAGCCAUACAAUGUACCUAAUAUAAAUAAAUAAAUGUAUGUCAGAUUACCAUGGAGAUCCCGGCACAUCUAUGUUUAUCAUGCACUAUCCAAAAUAAGCAGGUUAUGGAAUCAGUCAAGGUAGUCAUAGUAUAUGUGCACAACAGUUUUACUCAUCCAUAAAGAGUGAAAUUAAGCAUUUGCAGGACUUUGGGAUUGGAGAGUAUGUUAGGUGAUAAAAGCCAGACCCUAAAGACAGGCAUCACAUGUUUUGUCUCCUCUGUGGAAGCUGGGGGGUAGGGCAUGAAAAUAAGAGGAUGUGCAGGGUGAAAGGCGUGGGGAUUAUAAGAAACUAGUGUCAGGAUGAGGAGCCGCCGACAUGGCUCAGUGACGAAAAACUCUAAGCCUGACACCUGAUUUCAACCCCUCAUACCCACAUUGUGAAAGAACAGAACUGACUCUCAGGAGCUAGGCUCUGACCUCCACGUGCACACUGUAGAUGCGCCAGGAACUGUAAAAUAUGCCAAAAAUAGGAAAAGAAAUGCAUGUGAGACAAAUAGAGUCAAAGUGUAUCACAUGUCUGUUGGGAGAGUCAGAGUGGCACAGAGUGAAAUGUCCCAACCUACAUCAUCUCUACUGUGGGGUAAUAUUCUUUCUACUAAUCUUAGGGGAAAAAAAGCAAUUUUGUUUACGAAGGAGGGAGGGAGGAAGGAAGGAAGGAAAGAAGGAAGGAUGGACAAAAGGUUCAUGUACUGUAAAGAGUCCAUAGAGAUGGGCAAAAGCCUAUUUUCUUCCUUUUUAUUACUACACAUAUGGAAAAACACAGACAACAGUGCAGUUGCUUAUUUCCCCUGUGGAGGCACAAAGGACAUUGUUCUACCAGGACAUUGUUCUCAGACACAAUUGUCUUUCUAGGAGGCGCUUGUUAUACUGAUAUUAAUUUCUAGCUUUUCCUUGGAAAUACAGCGUUCACAUGGCACAUUUAGAAGACAGAUCGUCUCCCUCAUGCUGAUAAGCAUUUUGCUAUUAUUUCUUGGUGAUAGAUUUGAUUUGUACUGAACUUGAAAACAUUAAGAAUAGAUUUCUAAGUUGAAAUGAUUCACACUACAUUUUAUUUAAACAGAAGUCUCUGUGCACGUAGGAUUAAGAUGUGAGGAUCUGGUUUUUUUUUAUGACUGUCCAUUUACUGUUUGAAAGCCAGUGCUCAAGUAUUUUACUAGUUUACCAAUUUCAGUUUUUUAAAAAAUCACAUAGGUUAUAGUGUGUUUUUUGCUUACAUGACCAUACAUUUUAAACUAAUACUACUAUUUUCUAUUUUCUACCAAAACCAGUCAUGCACGAAUUUAUUUUCAUCAGCAUUUGAGGCAACAGGUGCUGUACAGUUUUUAAUCUAGGGACAUUUAGACCUUUAAAAUAUGCUUCUUCCCAAACCAGGUUUUGUACCAUCCAUGCCAACAGUAGCUUUCCAGUAAUGGUGUUGUUAAAGGGCAUUGUAAAUUGGAGGCAGGUAAAUUGAGCAAGUUAAUUAGAAACAUUGCACAUUUGGCUCCCGCCGAGUGAGUGAGGAGAGUAGAAGAUGACCCCAAGGCGUGCUUUGUCUGCUGAAGGCCUGUGUGGAGCCAGCACGCAAGCUGAAGGUUCCAGCUGCUGUGUGUUCCUGGGUGAUGCUCUGACGGUUGAGAGGCUGGAACCCCUUUUCAUGGGAAAGCUCUUGCAUUGCAGAUAGAAAUCAUUACAUCAUUGGCGAUGGAUAACUUAUUGGAAAUUUAGGUAAUAUCUAAAUUAUGACAGUUACAUUUGGCAAACAGUGAUGUCAUCUGGAACCAGGUGGUUUUGAUUUUUCUUUGACAAAGUAGAAACAGAAGGUUGUCCACACCUGUGAUCCCUUGUUUCUCAAGAAACAAGAUGCAGACUGUCAAUGCAACUUUCAGACCAACUAGACCCACGUUCUGAAAUCCUACCUCAAAAACUUAAGAUAAAUAAAUAAAAUAAGUAAGUUUAAAAAAUGAUAAGGUUGGGCAAGAUGUCUCAACAGAUAAAGGUGCUUGAGGUCAAACCUAAUAGCCCAAGUUAGAUCCCCACGACCUACAUGGUAGCAGAAGAGCACCAACUCCCACGAGUUACCCCCUGCCCUCCACACCUGUCCCCACCAAAACAAUGUAAUUAAAAAAAAUAAAAAACAAGAAACCAAAAAAAAAAAACAAUACAAGAUUAAGAUUAAGUAAGACAUGUCUUAGAAUGACUUACAUUAGUUUCAUGGAAGAAAACAUAAGAUAUAUUUUGUGUGGCUACCCUUGUGAUUCAUGCUUCUCUUUAUUUUAAGAAUAAUAGCCUGAAUGAAUACUAUCUUGCAUCCACUGUGUAAGUAAGUGUGAGCUCUUGGGACAGACUUUGUCUCUUAUUUGUGAAGAACCAACUCAUAUAUUUUGCAGUAUUUAAUUAUAAAUAAAAUUUUAUGAUAUAAA